GUGUGUGUUGUGUGAAAUUCAACAAUAGUUAGUAAACAAGUUCUUCUCGAGUUGUUUUAGCACAUUCCAUAGGAGAGAGACAUCAGACUUUUACUUCCCUAACCUCAUAGUGUCGACAUGGUUUGCCAGAAAGAUGCUUUGGUGCAGAAAGUCUGCGAUUUCUAUGAGAAGAUCUCAAGCCUUGAGAGCCUCAAGCCCUCCAAAGAUGUCGACAUGCUGCUUACACAGCUCGUUCUCACGUGCAUCCCACCAAAUCCAAUUGAUGUAACAAAGCUGUGCAAAAGAGUUCAAGAAAUGAGGUCCAAGCUCAUUACACUUUGUGGAGAAGCUGAAGGGCAUCUAGAGAGCCACUAUUCGACAAUCCUAGGUUCCUUUGACAACCCUCUUGACCAUCUCAACAUCUUCCCAUACUUUAAUAAUUACCUUAAACUCGGCCGGCUGGAAUUCAACAUCCUCAGCCAGCACCUGACCAAUAUCAAAGUCCCAAGUCGAAUUGCAUUCGUGGGCUCAGGUCCCCUGCCUCUUACUUCAAUUGUCUUGGCUUCUUAUCACCUGACUACUACUUCCUUUCACAACUAUGAUAUUGACCCUUCCGCCAAUUCCAUGGCGUCCCGCCUCCUUGCAUCUGAUCCUGACUUGUCCAAACGAAUGUUUUUCCACACCAAAGAUGUUAUGGAUGUUACAAGCAGUGAGUUGAAGGAGUACGACGUUGUGUUUUUGGCAGCCCUGGUGGGCAUGGACAAGGAGGAAAAAGUUCGAGUUAUCGAUCAUUUGGCCAAGAACAUGGCUCCAGGGGCAAUCUUGAUGCUCAGAAGCGCUCACGGAGCAAGAGCUUUUCUCUAUCCAAUUGUUGAGCCUCGCGACCUUCAAGGUUUUGAGGUACUCUCAGUUUUUCAUCCCACGGAUGAGGUGAUUAAUUCGGUCGUUAUUGCCCGGAAGCUUUCAGUUGGAAUGCCUGUUCAGUCACUGGAUCAGGGACUUGGAGCUCAUGUGAUGUUGCCAUGCAAAUGUGCUGAGAUUCCAGCCUUCAAUCCCCUUAAUAAAAUGAACAUGAUUGAAGAAUUUGCAGCUGAGGAUCGUCUUCUGUGAAUUGUCUCUGAUCUCACUUUCUCCUAAAAGAUAUAUUCUGGCGAUGCUGUCCCUUGAUGGAAUUGCUUUUGUUGCUUUUGGCCUUUUCUAUGUCUCUCCCUAACUGUUUGAUCCACUUCAAACAAUGUGCCCAUUUGUGCCCUUAUGUAGUGAUUUCUUGAAAUAACAGAAGUAUUACCCCUUGUUUCAAAAAUUUGUACUAGUACUAUAUAGCUAUAUGUGUACCUCUUCUCUAGUAAUCUAUGAAUUCAAUAAUGUUUAUGCGGUUGCAAGUCCAUGAUUGCUGCCCCAUUCCCUCUA
Messenger RNA from Coffea eugenioides, 1389 nucleotides. RefSeq names its product nicotianamine synthase. Bases 118 to 1089 code for a protein of 323 amino acids. The record is from RefSeq and is a predicted model, not a curated record. The transcript has a single exon. Lineage: Eukaryota; Viridiplantae; Streptophyta; Magnoliopsida; Gentianales; Rubiaceae. Gene Ontology annotation, molecular function: nicotianamine synthase activity. Gene Ontology annotation, biological process: nicotianamine biosynthetic process.